AGCCUCCAUCUCCGCCGCCAACGACGACGACCGACCACGACGACCACGCUGGGACCAGGCUCCAGCCGGUUCCCCGAACACAAAGGAUUGCCACUCUCUGGCUCGCUCGUUCUGUCCAUUCCCAUUCUCGCUCUUUUGCCUUUCUACCAAUACUUGCGCCUCACCCUAUUGUCCCGUACGCCCGGGUAGUCUCGAGCCUGUAAACAUCUUAUAUGGCUGGACACACAAAUGCAGACGAUUACCCUCGAUCGGCAGGGGCAGUUCUGAAUCCCCACAGCUUCGCCGCCCGUGCCGCCGUCGUCGGUUCGCAUCCCACGUUCUCGCGAAGCAACACGGACCCGUCCGAGUCGCUCUCUCCACGCGACCGAUAUCGGGAUGGAGGCAUGACCAUUCGCGCCGUUACGCCGGAGCCAGAAGCCGAAUUCGAGCCGGAUCUGGACGACCCUACAGCGCUCGCCGCGCACACUACCACUCCUCCCAGGACUCCGUCGCGCUCUACUAUCCGUUCGUCGUCGAGAUGGGACUUGCUGGGCCGUUCGUCGCCAGAACCAACCGCCGCGCCCGCGCCGGCCUCCCCAGAAAAAUCAAGGAGCAUAAUGAAUAGGGCGUCGAUGACCGCGGCUGCGCAACUGGCGGAUCUCAACAUCAGCAGGGCAAAGAGCAGAUCACCUACGGAAAGGAUGUGGUAUAGUCGGGCGGGCGCAUCAUCGCCGGAGGAUACAAGAUUCGAUGUGGGUUCACCGAGCUAUGUAGCACGACAUCGAUACGGUCCAUCCCAGGGCGUACUGGAAACCGGAACACUACCGACUUCAGUAGGAUACCCGUCCACGCAGGCUGUGCAAUUACAGAAUUCGACGACGACGAGGCCCUCGACCGGAAAGAGUGGUCGCCAUCGAUUGCUAAGGCCGUCGGCGUCCAUAACCACGCUGCAGCAGCAAAAUGCAUAUCGCGGCAGCGUUUUCGGUGACCAACCACUCCCAACCUCCCCUGUCAAUGCCGACUUCGACACCCUCGUAAAAUUAAUGAAGAGAGUGCGCGGAAGAAUGGAUGGCUACGUGGAAUUCCGUCUGGGUGAGCAUAGGGUCUGGACCAAAGGAUACUGUCAGAUCGACAUUGACACUGGCGCUCUGCUGUACCAGCAGGAUGAGAAUAAUACUACUUCACCGCCACACGUAAUCGUGCCGGAUCUCAGGAGCUGCCAUGUAAAAUCCUCGGCGGAGGACGAGGGCAUGAUCGACCUCAGCACGCAUUCGUUGAAGAUUGAAAUGAAGCUCCGUCCGUUGAGCGUCCAGCAGUACGAUCAGUGGCUGGCAGCGCUCCUCUGUUGGUCGCCAAUACGUCCGGCCGGAGCACAGAACAAGCGGGUAAAGUCGCAGAUGCCCGUGUUGACCAAGGAGAAACGCCGGAGAAAUUCCGAUGCCACCGUUCAGAACAGAGGGGAUGCAACCAUCAUUAAGGUGGGAAAGAUGCUCCUAUGGAGGCCGGUAGUAGGACCUACCGCGCCGCCAACAGGAAGCCACAAGUCGUCAAGCAAGAUCAAGCCGCCGCAUGGCGUAGCAUGGCAGAGCAUCUCGUGCACGCUCCAGGAAAAUGGCGAAUUCCGGCUGCAUAGAGAUCUGGAUUCUCAGAUCCUGGCCGUCGUCCAGCUGAGCCAAUUGAGCCGGUGUGCCGUCCAACAGCUCGAUCCUAGCAUCUUGGAUCAGGACUUCUGCAUUGCCAUCUACCCCCAGUACACUCCCAACGCUAGCAAUCCGACGCAAUUGCGCCCCGUCUAUCUCGGUAUUGACACGCGGAUACUCUUCGAAGUGUGGUUCGUGCUCCUGCGAGCGUUCACCAUGCCCGAGCUGUACGGCCCACCGGCUCCAUCUGCGGGCUUGGGAACGAUCACGGCGGGGGCAGCGUCCGAAUCGAGGAGCGCGGGUGCCCUGGCCGAUUCUUAUCGAAUACAGCGCGGCCUCUAUCUGCGCAUCGUCGAGGCGAAGAUCAAUAUGAACCCGCAUAACGAACGGGAAUCGGGCGUGGAUUGCUACGCCGAGGUGGUGCUGGACGGAGAGGCCAGGGCCAAGACCAUGGUUCGCACAAAGACGCAUAAUCCCUUCUGGCGCGAGGACUACGAGUUCCCCGACCUGCCCACCGUGUUGACGGAUGUUGCUGUCGUGCUCAAGCAACGAGACCCGCGGUGGAGGACCAAAGCGAAUGGCAGCACGGUGGCUGGCUCGGGUGGGUUCGGAGGUGGGCUCGGCGGGGUUAGUUUACCGGGAAGUAACGACACCAUCAUAGGACGGGUGGAUGUUAGACUCGAUAGGCUCACUAAGAAUGAGUUUGAGCGGUGGCUUCCGCUGGUGAAUGCUAGGAGGGAUGGGACCGAUGAACACAUUGGAGAGAUGUAUCUGCGCGCCGAGACGGAGGAGCUGAUCGUGUUAAUGGGCUCGGAGUAUAAAGUGCUCUCAGAUUUACUCCACCAGUUCAGUUCCGGAAUCACGUUACAUAUCGCACGAGUGAUCACCGACUUGAGAAGAUUGGCCGAUACUCUCCUCCAGAUCUUCCAGGUCAGCAGCAAAGCGAGCGAAUGGCUGAUGGCCCUUGCCGAGGGCGAGAUCGACGGCCUUCACAAGGAGACACCCAUAAUAGAGGACAAGCCAACGUCGCAGCAUGAAUCAGAACCACUCGCGCGGCACAAGAGCGGUCUCGUGGAUGCGAACAUCUUGUUCCGCGGCAAUUCGUUGCUUACCAGAGCGCUAGACACACACAUGAAGCGGCUUGGGCGCGAGUAUCUCGAGGAGACAUUGGGAGAUCAUCUCCAGAAGAUUGCGGCGGAAGAUACCUACUGCGAGGUGGACCCGAUGCGGAUCGAUAGUCCAGAGCACAUCCAGAGGAAUUGGAAGCAGCUGCUCUCAAUCACUCGUACUAUCUGGCAGGCUAUCUUCACGAGCGCGUCACGGUGUCCCCUCGAACUUAGAAAGAUCCUGCGCCAUAUUCGGCUCUGCGUCGAAGACCGCUAUGGAGAUCUGUUAAGGACAGUCAGCUACAGCAGCGUUUGCGGGUUCUUGUUCCUGCGGUUUUUCGUGCCGGCUAUCUUGAACCCGAAGCUCUUUGGCCUCCUCAAAGACCACCCCGGAGUCCGAGCUCAGCGUACCUUAACAUUAAUUGCGAAGGCCCUCCAAGGCCUUGCGAACAUGACCACCUUCGGUAUCAAAGAGCCAUGGAUGUCGCCGAUGAACGAGUUCCUUGCCGAGCACAAAGACGAGCUGAAAGACUUCGUCGACUCCGUAACGACGAUCUCACCAGCGCUCGACCGCGCCGUCAAGACCGUGCCCCCAUCCUACGUCACUCCCAUCACGAUCCUCAACCGGCUCUCCGGCGCCUCAAAAGAAGGCUUCCCCAGCCUGCCGUACCUAAUCGACCAGCCACGGGCCUUCGCCGCGCUCGUCGCGAUGUGGCUGAAGCACUGCACACCCUCAUCCGCACUCGACAAGAACACGCGGGAAUUCGACUCAGUAUGCCGCAGCAUCCAGCACCGCAUCCACGAAUGCAUUGCGGGGGCGGAGGACGCCGAGCGCCCCGGCAGCUCCGCCAGCGCCGAGGCACACUGGGAGGAGGUCGCGGAAAAGGCCACUGGCGUCCCCGCCCGCGACGGCGUCUACACGCGUGGCGGCCGCGGCGGAGGCCUCCAGCGCGUUGCACCCUGCACCGUUGACGACGCUGUCGUCGGCUCCCUCGGAUACAGCGUCAAUGUCAGCGCGGGAUCGCCCGCCGCCUCCGCCUCCUCCGGCAGCGUGGGUAGGAGCUCGAGGAGUCUCGGCGGCAUACUAGGGUUUGGCGGGAGCAGGAGGAAGGAAAGAGGGAAGGUCGAGGUAGGCGAGGGGUAAUACUUCUUCUUUACUUGCCGGCCGGAAGGGCGGGGGCGUUAACGUUUUGGGUUGUUUGUUGCUUGUUUGUUGCUUGUAUCUAUCUAUCUACAGUAGG
Messenger RNA from Tricharina praecox, 3966 nucleotides. RefSeq lists its product as uncharacterized. The record is from RefSeq and is a predicted model, not a curated record. Gene Ontology annotation, biological process: regulation of GTPase activity. The transcript is spliced from 3 exons. Lineage: Eukaryota; Fungi; Ascomycota; Pezizomycetes; Pezizales; Pyronemataceae. The coding region runs from base 213 to 3869 and encodes 1218 amino acids.